AUGCCAGCGGGUCAAAGCCGCAAUGUGGAGGAGUUGAAAGGCCUGGUGGUCAGGACGUUGGAAACCAACGGCGUCCUUGGGCAAAUCCGAGCAGAGCUUCGAGCCAACGUCUACAAGGCCAUUGAUUGCGAUGAGGACAUCGGAGCUUCAACAGCGGUCCGCGCCGCCAAGUUGACCAAGUCACCAGUGGGCCAGUUAAUGGCUGAGAUCGUGGCGGAGUUCUUUGAGUUCUACCAGUUCAGGCGCGUCACGGCCAAUGUGGGCUCGUUUGCCUGCACGAGCGGUGCGACUCAGGAGCUGGCAAAUCGAGUGGAAGACAAGCAGCGGGCUCGUGGCUUCAGCGCCUCCGUGGAUGAAGUGAUCAACCUCUUCCAGCGGCAUGGUAGCGGCGACUACAUUGGCGAAGAGGUGAGCCAGCUGGAGCAUGCGCUGCAGGCUGCCGACUUGGCAGCCAGGUCCGGCUUCGGCUCCGAGGCCACGAUCGCGGCGCUGCUGCACGACGUGGGUCACAUGCUAGGCCUGGAUGACAAGUCCCAUGCUCGCAUGGAGGACUGCGGCAUUGUGGAUCACGAGAACCUGGGAGGGCAGUGGCUCUCCCGCCUGGGAUUCUCGUCGACUGUCUGCGACCUGGUGGCGCGCCACGUGGACGCCAAGCGCUAUCUUUGCGCCAUCAACCAGGAGUACCAUGACAACCUGAGCGCUGCCUCGAAGACAACUCUGCGGCAUCAGGGCGGGCCGAUGACACAAGAGGAGGCGAAGAGCUUCGAGCAGCAGGGCCUCUUCAAGGUGAUCAUCGCCAUGCGGCGGUGGGAUGAAGCGGCCAAGGUGAAGGGCAAGGAGGUGCCGGGAUUGGAGGCCUAUCGAAAGCUUCUGGAGAAGAACCUUGAGGUUGAGCACAGCCUUUCGGUUUUCCUCCCGGAAGCGAACCUUGGAAAGGAGCGCCGCAGCCGCAGAGAGGUGGCAGUGGACGCCGGCCUGAUGAAAGUGAACUCCGACACCUCCAUCCUGGAGCAACUCAUCAGCCUCGCAUCCAGCACUUUGUCUCACAAAGGUGGGGAGGGCUGGCACUCCAGCGCCAGCUCCACCACAGCGUCCUCACCGCCACCGCAGCUGGCGGCCUCCAUGGCUUCUACCCGCCAUGCGUGGGAGACGUCGACGGGCAAUGACACGCCGCCAGCAGGACAGACGCGGAAUCCAGGUGAGCGCACCAGGGAUUUCGGCACAGCAGCGGUGGUGGACGCACUGAGCUCCGUCGUGGGUGAUGCUCACAAAGGAGCGCGACCAUCGGAAGAGAGAAAGGAAGCGAGGAAAGAAGAGAGGAAGCAUGAGAGGAAGGACGAGCCCACGGAUGAGAGGAAGGAAGAUAGGAAGGAAGACAGGAAGGAGGAAAGAAAGGAGGAGAGAAAGGAGGAGAGGAAGGAGGAAAGGAAGGAGAGGAAGGAAGAGCGGAAAGACGAGAGGAAGGAUGAGAGGAAGGAGGACAGGAAGGAGGAGGCGAAGGCUGAGGAAGAGGAAGAGGGCCGACGGAAGCCCCGGGGCAAGCUGCCCGCGCUGUCCUCGCCGGGGCGGCCGCAGGAGCUCCUUCCGCCCUUGCGCGGUGUUGGGCUGGGAAGCAGUCUGGGCUCGCAUAGCAGUGCUGUGUCUGGAGUGCACACCCCAGAGGAGGUAUCGCUCGGUGAGUCGGGUGGUGCCACAAGUGAGCCACUUGAUGAGGUUGACCGCCAACUUGCUCGACUCAAUCGUCCUUCCGGUGGAAUGGUUGGCUUAAGCAAGCCAGCGCGAGACCAGGGCCAGGCCACAGCUGUAGACUCGGCAUCGGAGGCCUCUGAAGGCUCUGGGGACAUCGACCUCUCCGGCCGGAACGCAGGCAGCAGCCCAGGUAGCUCCUUGGCCGCCGGCCCCGCGAGGGCGCCGCAGGAGGACGAUGGAUCAGAGGUAGAGGAGUCCAUCGAAGAGCAGUUCAGCGAACUGGAAGCCUUCGAAGAGGCUGACAGCAGUGGCGACAGGUUUUGA
Molecule: messenger RNA, 2013 nt
Organism: Effrenium voratum
Lineage: Eukaryota; Dinophyceae; Suessiales; Symbiodiniaceae
Source: the annotation of a GenBank genome assembly